Abrus precatorius (Indian licorice) is the source of this 3960-nucleotide messenger RNA. Its product is annotated as disease resistance protein RPM1-like. NCBI's taxonomy places the organism in Eukaryota, Viridiplantae, Streptophyta, Magnoliopsida, Fabales, Fabaceae. Bases 680 to 3430 code for a protein of 916 amino acids. Gene Ontology annotation, biological process: defense response to other organism. The transcript has 2 exons. The record is from RefSeq and is a predicted model, not a curated record. Gene Ontology annotation, molecular function: ADP binding.
AUUGUAUCUAGCAAAGAUAAAAUUGCAUCUGAAUGGGAAAGGUUAAGUAAUAAUCUAUGUUCAGAGUUUAAGUCAAAGUAUAACUAAAAUUUGAUGUUUUAGUGAUGAUGGUUUGCCUUAUUAUCUUAAAUCAUGCUUGUUAAUUGUAUUUUGGAAUGUUUCCUGAAGACUAUGAAAUUAGAUUGGAAAGACUCAUUCAACAAUGGAUAGCUGAAGGGUUUGUUAAAUAUGAAAGGGAAAACCCUUUUUUAUUCUGUUAAUCUUCAUUCCAUUUGGUGGUAUUGAUGAUGGUAAAUAUAAUGGAUCAAGCUCAUUUGAGGGAGUGAGGCCAAUAUAUUUUGAAAUGAUGUAAGAAAUUCUGUCAAAAUCUUACUGAAUUUCUCAUUUGAAAGAAUUUACUGUUUCAUAUGCUUAUUUUUAAAUAGAUUUAUCAAAUUAAAAUAUAUUUUUAAAUAAUUUAACCUGUGUGCGAGUGACAGAACUAGAAUCGGAUUCUGGCAAAUAAAUUUCUGUGUGCUCUUGAUUAAUAAUAAACAAUCAUGUUGUCUCAAAUAAUUGCUUAUACAUUCUCUCAUCCAUCUUAUCCAAUAAUGCAUCGUAGUUCAGAGAUAAGACCUCCGCUACAAUACAGUACCCUGUCUUCAUCUCACAGUACAGCCAAAAUCAGAUCUAAACUCAGAUGGCGGAAAUGGCUGUGUCUCUUGCUGUUGAUCAUCUGCUUCCACUGCUAAAGGGAGAAGCCAAUCUGCUCAAAGGCAUUCACAAAGAAUUUGCAGACAUAAAAGAUGAACUUGAAAGCAUCCAAGCCUUUCUCAAGGACGCAGAUAGAAGGGCAGUGGCAGAAGGAGAAAACACAGAUGAAGGAGUCAAAACAUGGGUGAAGCAGGCGAGAGAAGCAGCUUUUCGGAUAGAAGAUAUCAUUGAUGAAUAUCUUAUCUACGUUGGAAAGAAACCUCAUGAUCCCGGAUGUGUAGUCUCACUCAACAAGAUUGCUCACUUGAUCAAAACUCUGAUUCCUCGUCACCGAAUAGCAUCUGAGAUUCGGGAUAUUAAGUCACAUGUCCGAGGAAUCAGGGAAAGAAGUGAAACAUAUUCUUUCGAACGAGGAUCAAGUAGUUCUGGAGGAAGCCAAAAUGUAAAAUGGCAUGACCCCCGAAUCGCCUCCCUCUUUGUUGAGGAGGCUGAGCUUGUGGGCUUUGAAAAACCAAGAGAUAAAUUGAUUGGUUUGUUGGUAGAAGGUCCAGAAGAACGCACUGUCAUCUCUGUGGUAGGAAUGGGAGGACAGGGUAAGACCACUCUUGCAAACAGAGUUUUCAACAACCCGAAGGUGACUUGCCACUUCGAUUUUCAAGCAUGGAUCACAGUAUCUCAGUCCUACAGUGUGGAUGAGUUGCUGAGGAACCUGUUGCAAAAGCUUGGCACAGAAAAAGAGGAGACUAUUGAAAUGGAUCAAGAAGCAUUGAUUAAAGAAACGAGAAACUGCUUGCAACAGAAGAGGUAUGUUGUCGUGUUUGAUGAUGUAUGGAAUCCACAUUUUUGGGAUGUUAUUCAAUUCGCUCUAUUGGAUAAUAAAAAUGGAAGUAGGAUACUUAUUACAACUAGGAAAGAAGAUGUUGCAAUGUCUUGUAAGAAAUUUUCUUCUGUUCAUGUGCACAUGUUGGAACCUUUAUCUCAUGAAAAAUCUUUGGAGCUAUUCUAUAAGAAGACAUUUCAACAUGAUUUCAAUGGACGUUGUCCAGAUGAUUUGGUGGAAAUAUCUUGUGAAAUCGUUGAAAAAUGUAAGGGCUUGCCACUAGCAAUUGUGUGCAUUGGUGGUCUUUUAUGUUCCAAAGGAAUAUCUACUGCACUUGAAUGGAAAAGGUUUUGUAAUAAUCUAAGUUCAGAGUUGGGGAAUAAUUCCAGUAUAAAUAAAAUUUUAGGCUUUAGUUAUGAUGAUUUGCCCUACUAUCUUAAGCCAUGCUUGCUGUAUUUCGGAAUGUAUCCUGAAGACUAUGCAGUUAGAUCGAAAAGACUCAUUCGACAGUGGAUAGCUGAAGGGUUUGUAAAAUAUGAAAAGGGGAAAACCUUGGAAGAAGUUGGACAGCAAUAUUUAAGAGAGUUGGUUGGUCGAAGUUUGGUGCAAGCACGUUCAUUUACCAUUGAUGGAAAAGUUAGUGUUUGUCAAGUUCAUGACUUGACCCGGGAGAUGAUCCUUGAAAAAUGUAAGUAUUUAAGAUUUUGUGAGUAUAUUGGUGAAGACAGUGAGCUAGUGUCAAGUGGAGGUAUAACUCGGCGCCAAUCACUUAAAACCACAUCUUAUGUUUCCAUGGAAAAUAUUGAGGGCUCACAUGUUCGGACACUGUUUUUCUUCUUCAGUGAUAUAAAGCCUAUUUUCUCAACCAGCUGGGUGGAAGAACUCCCCAAGAAAUACAAGCUAUUGAAGGUACUUCAUUUUGAAACGGCUUACAAGUGGUUUUUCUUUCCCAAAAGUUUGGGAAAUUUCAUGCACCUUAAGUAUUUAAGCUUCGAGUAUUUACCCAUUGAUAGUCUUCCAAAAUCCAUUGGUAACCUCCAGAACCUAGAGAGCUUGAAUAUAAGCGGUACACUCAUCAGAAUCUUGCCAAAGGAAAUCUACAAGCUUAGAAAGCUAAGAUAUCUUUCGGGAACCCUGCUGAAAUUGAUUCAAAUGAAGGAUGGCAUUGAAGGAAUGACUUCCCUCCAAACAUUGAAGAAGGUGAGUAUAACCUAUGAUGAUAGAUUUGAGCUAAUUACUAGAGAGCUAGAAAAGCUGAGGCAGUUAAGGAGCUUAAGCCUGAUUGAUAUUGCCACAGAACAUGAAAACGCUCUUUGUUCCUUACUAAAUCAGAUGCAACACUUGGAGGAACUAUGUAUUGGUUUUGGUUUGUUUUUUGGUGGUGUUAUUGAUUUGAGUUUGGUUUCAUCCCCUCCUAAGUUUCUUUGGAAGCUUCGCCUUGAACUGAAGUUGAAUAAGUUGCCAGAAUGGGUUCAAGAGCUGCCAAAUCUUGCAAAAUUAACCUUGCGUUGGUGCGAGUUAAUUGAAGAUCCACUGAAAUCAUUAAAAAAUCUUCAAAAUUUGAUGUACCUCGAUAUUGGAUUCGAAGCUUAUGUAGGUGAAAGUUUGCAUUUUCAAGGAGAGUUUCAGAACCUAAAGGAACUAAACCUAAGUCGUUUAGAUAACUUGAAUUCCAUUGUCAUAGAGAAAGGAGCAAUGAGUUCUUUGGAAAGGCUAACCUUUUAUAGUCUUUUCUUACUCAAGACCGUACCCAUUGGCAUUCACAACUUAGAGAAACUUCAAGUUUUCCAAGUGGAGGGGGAGAUGUCAGCUGAAUUUUUGGACAACAUUGCUCCUGAUGGAGGACAAGAUCGCUGGAUCAUACAGCAUGUGCCCUAUGUAAGCAUUGAUGCUCAGGUUAUGGAAACCAAACCUUAGAAAUAAAUAAAAGGUAUUAGACUUCCCAGGUAUGGAAAUUCAAAAUCUCCAUGUGGCCUUCGACACCAACUAGAGUUUGUGGAUUUGUUGAAAUCAAGUGUAAAUUGAGUUUCACAUAGAAUGAGAUAUGGGCAAGUUAGGGAUCUAUAAAGAGAUAGACCCAAACACCCAUUACAUUAAAGUUUUGGAAUUGAAUUGUGAUGUUCUACCUGUUAUGAGGCUCUCUACCUAAAAAAUUGUCCAUCCAACCGAUGUGGGUAGAAAAUGUCAAAUCUUAGUUGUAGAGUUGUCUUCCCUUGACAAAGAAAUAUGAAACCUGUGAAAAAUGAAUGAUUUCUUGUUUGGAUUCAACUUCUUUGUGAUGUCUCAUGUUAUGAGUUUUUCUCUUAUGGAUUCUAAGACCUUGUUUAUCAGUUAAAAUCUGUAGUUUUAAUGUUGAACAAGGAACUAGAGCUUCAUAUAAUUUCUUUGUUUUUCUAGGAUUUUACCUGCUUUUUUAAUUCUAUUGUUUUCUGAAAAAUUUCCUCUAG